AUGACGACUACUGAGGAAUUAAUAAGAAUAUUAAUAAGAAUAUUGGAAGGUGACGACGAAGCGGAAUUAUUUGAAUUUGUCGAAGAAAUCGAAAGUGAUGGUCCUGAGGAAAGUGAUGAGACAUCUACGAUAGAACAAUACUUAGAAGUUUUAGAAGAAUACGCAGAAGAUAGUGAAAGCGAAAACGAUCACACGGUUCUUUUGUUUUUAGAAACAGAACGGGGAGAGACGAUUUUACAGUACAAUGGUGACAGAUACCACAAAGCCCAUGGAUUCAAGGAUAAGACAAGGUGGACCUGUUCCGUUAAGCAAUGUAAUGCAUAUGUGGAUUUAAGCGAUAAGAACGAUAUUCUUAUGAUGAAUCAGCGCCAUGAUCAUAAAAAGCAUAAACAGCUUCAAGAUAUUUAUCCCAAUGAAAAUGACUCCGCAGUAGUCAUAACAUCACGGAAAGGGAAAGAAAUGCUGCUAUUCCGCAAGUACACAUACCGCAAGCAAUACAACAAAGGCACCAGGUCCCGUUGGGUGUGCUCCACUAUGAAGAACUGUCGCGGAUGCGUUUUCACAAACAACGAUAACUUUAUAACCUCAGCUUUCGAAGAACACUGUCAUGACCCGCCAAAAUAUUAUCUAAAUCCGAAUCACGUACUUGGCGCCUUAAGAGAACCUUUAGUGUUGGAAUCUGAUUAA
This is a messenger RNA of Parnassius apollo (apollo), 687 nucleotides long. The record is from the annotation of a GenBank genome assembly. Lineage: Eukaryota; Metazoa; Arthropoda; Insecta; Lepidoptera; Papilionidae.